AUGCCAUCACUGGUUUCAGAAUAUGCAGCCGGCACGCUGUUCGGUGGCGCGCUUUUCGCGGCUGGAGUCUUUGCGCCUAGCACGAUUGUCGCGCAGAUGGAACUCGAGGACUUUACUAUGGUCAAGGCAAUGUUGGGAGCGAGUGCUACGAGCGCACUCGUCGUACAUCUAGCCGAUUCAACAGGGCUCGCAGCAAUGAAACCCCGUACUCCCCAAUCCAUCGGUUUCUUCCCUUACGACGGCAACAUCAUCGGCGGCGCCAUGAUCGGUAUAGGAAUGGCAUUGACGGGCGCAUGUCCUGGUACCGUCUUCGUCCAAGCAGGCGCAGGUCUUCCUAGCGGCAUCUUCGUUCUCGGCGGUGGAAUCCUCGGAGGUCUGCUCUUCGUCUUCACUCAAUCCAGCAUCGCCAGAUUUUGUGACGGCAGAGCAAGCAGCAAGACAAACUCUGAAUUGACCAUUCCCAAGAGUGUUGGCGUUAGUCCUUGGGUCGUUCUUGCCAUGUGGGAAAUCAUGUGCUUCGGCAUGCUGCAGCUGCUUUCUGCUGUCAAGAGCCAUGCCACCGGAGCACAAGGUCUUGUGUCACCUGUGCUUGGAGGCCUUCUCAUUGGAACUGCUCAAGCUUGUGCUAUUGCACUCACUCGCCAUACUGUCGGUACAUCUGGUGCCUUCGAGGAUGUUGGCCGCUGGAUCCGCAAUGUGAUCUCUGGAAAUGCGUCUAAAGGUCCCAUCACCGCGUCUGUCAUGUUCGAUGCUGGCAUCAUGUCUGCAAGUGCCUUGUUGGCUCGUUUCCUGCUGCCUGCUGCUGCCGCACAAGCAUCAUCACAUCUAGUCUCUCCAUCGACUGCGAUCAUCGGCGGCGCAGUGAUGGCUUUCGGAUCCAGGCUGGCUGGCGGCUGUACCUCUGGCCAUGGCAUAAGUGGUAUGGCGACGUUCUCGUGGGCCAGUCUGAUUUCGGUUGGUAGCAUGUUCGCUGCUGGUGUGUUGACCGCAGCCUUGAGGUGA
Molecule: messenger RNA, 1002 nt
Organism: Aureobasidium namibiae CBS 147.97
Lineage: Eukaryota; Fungi; Ascomycota; Dothideomycetes; Dothideales; Saccotheciaceae
Exons: 2
Coding region: 1-1002 (333 amino acids)
Cellular component (GO): plasma membrane
Source: RefSeq, a predicted model, not a curated record